CCUAACCUGUGAUCUAUGCCGUAUUAGGUUGUAUCCAAGUUGUGAAUGGCCCAGCGUAGUGACCUGUAUUCGAAGCCAUUCCGAGCAAAAAGUACAUACUCAUACAUAUAAACAGGAGAAAUAUCCCUGAAAGAGAAAGCGGGCCAGUCCAAGAAGCCAACCUACUCAGUUUGUCCUUUCUUUGCAGGAGUUUCAGUCAUAAUUUGAAGACUUUGAUACAUACAUACCAACAUGAGAGUGGCCAGCACCGUUCGAUACAUCUUCCGCAUCCCCUACCUGACCAAACGUCCAGAACGUUCCAUCUGGAAGGGUAAAGGGAUCGACGAUUCCCCGUCUAUUGAAGUCACAGUGCAUUGCCACGAUGAUGACUCCCAAUCAACCGGGUCCGAGAUGGCGGUGAACGCAAGCGAGUUGGACCUGCAUCAUGGCUGCAGCAGCAACAGCAGCGGCAGCCGAUCUCGAUUGGUACGGGUUGUAAGCUGGGCCAGUAUUGUCUGUGACAAAUGCCGGUGGACAGCAGAGCAAGAGCGCGAACUGGCUGUUGCACGGAGCGAGCUGGGGAGGUGUCAGAAAGCGUGGAGUUCGGAGCAAGAGUUGUGGUUAUCCUAUAUCGAGGCCUUGAUGGAAGAGAAAGAAGCCCAUGAAGAAUUCCUUGUCCAUCGAGCGAAACAGCAGGAUGACGAGCAACAACACUUCCGGAAGGCUUGGAAUAGACGACGAUCCUCUGAGGAGCAACCGGUGGACGCUAAUGCCCAUCGGGCUAGUAGCAGAGUGCGACGCUUACGAAAACGACAUACUGGUGACUUCUACUGA
Messenger RNA from Aspergillus caelatus, 813 nucleotides. RefSeq lists its product as uncharacterized. The transcript has 2 exons. Bases 232 to 813 code for a protein of 193 amino acids. The record is from RefSeq and is a predicted model, not a curated record. Lineage: Eukaryota; Fungi; Ascomycota; Eurotiomycetes; Eurotiales; Aspergillaceae.